Molecule: messenger RNA, 1045 nt
Organism: Microplitis mediator
Lineage: Eukaryota; Metazoa; Arthropoda; Insecta; Hymenoptera; Braconidae
Exons: 4
Coding region: 128-1045 (305 amino acids)
Source: RefSeq, a predicted model, not a curated record
UUUACGCAAAUUCCCACAGCAAGAUCUUUGGAAAUUUUCUGAAGCGGAUGAAACUUCUUUUUUAUGUGUUCGCUGUCGAUUUAGCGUCAAAGAAUUUAUUCCAACAGACCCACAAGAAGAAGCAAAUAUGUCAAGUCAAGUGAGUGUUGAGAAUUUAAGUAUAUCAGAGGAAAUAAGUACUUCAGAAAGUGCUGUAACUAGAACUAUCAGUAAUUUUAGUGCUAAUAUGUGCGAUUUUAAUGAUCACUCAUUGGAGGAAUUCUUAAAUAUUUCUCCUAUUGAAAAGAAUAAAUUGUACUCUGAAAAACAAUAUGGAGUAAAAAAACUUGAUGAGAGCUACGCUGCUCUUGACAAUAAAUUUCGAUCACAAUUUGGAAUAUUACCUGAAUCUACAUACCGUAAGAUUAGUCAAGAUUAUAGAUCAAUGAUAGCUAAAUUGAAGGAAUUAUAUAACGCUGAAACAAACACUUCUAUCAAAAAUAAAUUACUUUCCUUUUUACCCGAUAGUUGGGAGAUCAGUCUAAUACAGAGCGAGUUCAACUGUUCUCGAACAAAGGCCGUGAACUUGAAACAGAAACUAAAAAAUAUUGAAUUAGAAGCUGAUCAGGAGAGUAAUGAAAAUUCUGAUCCUAUAAGAUCUUCGGGUAAUCAACUACUUAACCUAGAUGUUAGGAAACUUGUGAUUGAUUUUUACGAAAGUGAAGAAAAUUCAAAGCAAUUAGCAGGCAUGAAGGAUUUUAAAUCGGUGAAGAAUUCUGAUGGUGUCCGUAGUAGAGUCCAAAAAAAAUUAAUUUUGUGUAAUUUAAAGGAAUUAUACCAAAAUUUUAAGGGGGGGGGGAAAGAUGAAAUCAUAGCAUUAGAGAGUAUUUAUACAAGCGAUGAAUUGUCUUACAACCAAAACGAUGAUCAGUACCAGUGUUCAUUGAAGAUAUUCAUCAGUUUGCCAGAAGGUUUUUAUUUGCUGUACAAAGAUGACCACGCGAGUAUGCCCAAAAUAGAAUCUAUAGAAUCAAUUAUUUCCCAAACUUUAAUCGAUGAUAAGUAA